AAGCGCGCGGCCGCGAGUUACGGGCGCCAUUUUGGACUCAGUGUCUGGACGGAAGCGCCGGGAAGCUACGCGGUGGCCGCAGCUCGCUGAGGGUGUCUCUUGCGGUGACAAGGGGUCCUGGGAGAAAAACGUAGGCGGCGUGAGGCUGAGAAGGAAGACUUCUCCCUGGGCAGCCAGAGCCGCGAAGGUGGAGCCGCGUUGGCGCUCGCUGCGGGACCAGCGCCUCGGAUGCGGGCGGAGCGCGGGGGGCCGCGGCGACGGGAGCGCGAAGCCGGGGGCCUUGGGGGCCUCAUGUGAGAGCCGCGGGACCAGCCGCCGCCGCCGUCCCCGGAGCCCGGGGUGGUGUGUGGGCGAAGCCGCCCACGGCAGCAGGAUGAAACGUGGAGGUGGAGAUACUGACCAAAAUUCAUCAGAAGAAGGCACUGCAGAGAAAUGCAAGAAACUCAGGACUACGAGUGAGCAUUCUCAGGCUUGUGAUUGGGGUAAUCUCCUUCAGGACAUUAUUCUCCAAGUGUUUAAGUACUUGCCUCUUCUCGAUCGGGCUCAUGCCUCACAAGUUUGCCGCAACUGGAACCAGGUAUUUCAUAUGCCUGACUUGUGGAGAUGUUUUGAGUUUGAACUGAAUCAGCCAGCUACAUCUUAUUUGAAAGCUACUCAUCCAGAGCUGAUCAAACAGAUUAUUAAAAGACAUUCAAACCAUCUACAGUAUGUCAGCUUCAAGGUGGAUAGCAGCAAAGAAUCAGCUGAAGCAGCUUGUGAUAUAUUAUCGCAACUUGUAAAUUGCUCUUUAAAAACACUUGGGCUUAUUUCAACUGCUCGGCCAAGUUUUAUGGAUUUACCAAAGUCUCACUUUAUCUCUGCGCUGACGGUUGUGUUUGUAAACUCCAAAUCCCUGUCCUCACUUAAGAUAGACGAUACCCCGGUAGAUGAUCCAUCCCUCAAAGUACUGGUUGCCAACAACAGUGAUACACUCAAGCUGCUAAAAAUGAGCAGCUGUCCUCAUGUCUCUCCAGCAGGUAUCCUCUGUGUGGCUGAUCAGUGUCACGGCUUACGCGAACUGGCCCUGAACUACCACUUACUGAGCGAUGAGUUGCUGCUUGCUUUGUCUUCUGAAAAACAUGUUCGGUUAGAACAUUUGCGCAUUGAUGUAGUCAGUGAGAAUCCUGGACAGAUACACUUCCAUACUAUUCAGAAGAGCAGCUGGGAUGCUUUCAUCAGACAUUCACCCAAAGUGAACUUAGUGAUGUAUUUUUUUUUAUACGAAGAGGAAUUUGACCCGUUCUUUCGUUAUGAAAUACCUGCCACCCAUCUUUACUUUGGGAGAUCAGUAAGCAAAGAUGUGCUUGGCCGUGUGGGAUUGACAUGCCCUAGACUAGUUGAACUAGUAGUAUGUGCUAAUGGAUUACGGCCGCUUGAUGAAGAGUUAAUUCGCAUUGCAGAACGUUGCAAAAAUUUAUCAGCUAUUGGACUAGGGGAGUGUGAAGUCUCAUGCAGUGCAUUUGUUGAGUUUGUGAAAAUGUGUGGUGGCCGCCUGUCUCAGUUAUCUAUUAUGGAAGAAGUAUUAAUUCCUGACCAGAAAUACAGUUUGGAGCAGAUUCAUUGGGAAGUGUCCAAGUAUCUUGGUAGGGUGUGGUUUCCAGACAUGAUGCCCACUUGGUAGAGACCGCAUGAUCUAAGGCAUGAUGAACAGCACCUUAACUUUAAGCAUAUUGUAUUAUAAUAAAAGCUUAUUUACUGUAGUUCUGAUGUAAUUCUAUUUUGUGGCACAGAAAUUUGAUACUUGGAUUGAGUAUAUAUGGAUUGUUUAUGGGAAGACCCAUAGACCAGUUUUGGUGAGAAAAGUCCAUAUUUAGCCUAAUAGCAAUCAAAUCUCAGAAAAUUAAAGUUGUUCAGGUGUGAAAGCAAUGACAAAAAGACUAGGCAUUUUGAAGUCUGGAGAAAACAAAACCUAUAUAUUAAAAUAUCCAAGAAGUGAGUACGAAUAGGUUUUCCAAAAUGUCGUGUUCUCUAUGCAUUUUUUAAAAUGUAAACUUGACAUUUUAGGGUCUUCAGUUAUACAUACACCUGUUAUAAGGUGUUUAAUAUAGCUCAGGAAACUGAGCAUUUUGUGAGAAAAAUGUAAGAUAAUUAUAGCUAAUGAAAAAGAUUGGUUGAAUGUUCUCAAAUGUUACAAAGCUGUUACAAGGAAAAAGAGGUACAUAUAAGUAAUUGAAACACUGAGAAACUGAUCAAUGUCAUGAAGUGGUUAUUGUAUGAUGAUAGUAUACAGAGCCAAAAUCAAAUUAAAAGAAAAUAAACACACUAGAAAGGGGGCAGUUUAGCUUUGUAUAAACCUUUAGGUUUGCUCAUAAUCCUCUAAACCAUAUAAAUUCUUUCUGUGCUAUAUUACCAUGUAUGUGGCAGUUGAGGCAUUUGUAUUUAAAGUAAGGAAUGCUUUAUCACUCUCCCUGAUUUUAUCUUUGUUUAAAUGAUGCUUUGAAGUCAUUACACAACCAUUGCAAUGAAAAGCUUAUCUAUUUAAAAAAAGCCAAAUUGAAAUAAACGAAGUGUUUAUAAAUUGUUUCUAAGAAAGAAUAUUUGUCUCCAGUGAAUUUUAGUGAUGGCUCAUUUUUCUAUUUUUGAAUUAUAUAAGUAGAAUUUUUAAGAAAUCAUAAAAGGAACAUCAGUGUACAGCUCAACAUAAAUGAGUAAAUUUAAGAGGAGAUUUAAAUUCAUAAUAGUAUUUUUGAGUAAAUAUUGCUCAGUGGACUGGAAAUUUUUAAUAGAACAAUGUCUCAAGUUUUGUGAUUAAUUUGGUUAAACUGUUAAGUUAGGUAGCAUUUUAUAUUUCAUAUGAAUAAAAGAUAAUCCAUGCGUUGUAGAGUCUGUAAAAAUACUGAGUUUGGGGCUACAUUUAGUUUUUUUAGAUACUAUGUAAGCUUUGAUUCUGGGCAGUAGUACAAGUAGAUUCUGAAUUACCCUCCCAAGGGAAAUGAGAAGUGAUUUAUCCCAGUGGAAUAUACUCAUACUUGCAAUGGCUCUCUUCAGUAGUGUAACUUCCAGAAUGCAUCUUGGCAGUUAUGAAAGCCAGCA
Loxodonta africana (African savanna elephant) is the source of this 3072-nucleotide messenger RNA. RefSeq names its product F-box and leucine rich repeat protein 3 (gene FBXL3). Lineage: Eukaryota; Metazoa; Chordata; Mammalia; Proboscidea; Elephantidae. The coding region runs from base 374 to 1660 and encodes 428 amino acids. The transcript is spliced from 5 exons. Gene Ontology annotation, molecular function: protein binding. The record is from RefSeq and is a predicted model, not a curated record.